AUGUCAAUACCAGGAUUAUCUAGUAUUCCUGGCCUUGGGCAAGCUCCCGCCACUGCUACCUUUGCGCCAACCUUUGUGACUUCAGCAACUGUUGUCCACGAGUUACAAGCUAACUCGGAAUGGCGCUUCGAAGUUGCCUUUGGGACUAGCAUUGAGGUCAAGCUCCUCUCAGGAACCGCUGAAAUCUUUGGCACAGAACUCGCCGAGAAGCACACAUACACAUUCCGCGGAACGAAAGCUGCCAUUUUCACAUGGCAUGGCUGUCGAAUCGAAGUCUCGGGGCCGUGCGAAGAGUAUGUAGCGGAAGACACACCUAUGAUUCCAUAUGUGAACACACACUUCGCUUUAGAAAGGCUGAGAGACGAAGCCAAGGAAAAGGGAGCGGAGGGACCAAAGGUUCUUGUUGUGGGACCAAACAAUGCGGGGAAAACAAGCUUGAUUAAGAUGCUAGCGGCUUAUGCUAUCAAAAUGGGGAGACAGCCUAUGGUUAUCAACACGGACUCAAGAGAAGGGAUGUUGUCGGUACCAGGGAGUUUGACGGCAACGCCAUUUUCCUCCAUCAUCGAUGUAGAGCAGGGAUGGGGGAGCAGUCCAACGAGUGGGCCCAGCCCAGUGCCAGUAAAGUUACCAUUAUGUUACUACUAUGGGUUACCUAGUCCCGAAGAUAAUACAAGCAUGUUCAAGCAAGUCUUGACUCGGUUGGCGUUAGCAGCAGCAAGUAGACUUACGGCUGACCCAGCAGUAAAAGAGACAGGCAUGAUUAUCGAUACUCCAGGUGCCAUGGCCCAAGGCAAGGAAGGUUAUGAUUUGAUUUCACAUAUAGUUAGAGAAUUCUCAGUAAACGUAAUCAUCAUCAUCGGCUCAGAACGUCUCUACAGUGAAAUGAACCGUCGCUUCGCUUCAGGAACCACCAAUACCCUCCCUAUAACCGUAGUAAAACUAGACAAAUCAGGCGGUUGCGUCGACAGAGAUGAGACUUACCUCCGCCAUUGUCAAGAAGCAGCGAUCAAAGAAUACUUCUUUGGCGACCCCAGAAGAACUUUAAGUCCACACACCCAAAAUGUAUCUUUCGACGAAGCAACCAUCUACCGCAUCCGCGAACCAAACAAAACCGACACCUCCUUCCUCCCCGGCGGCGAAGCAGACGCCAUCUUCAGCACCUCCCAGAUCUACGAUAAAUCCGACCCUUCGCCAGAAAUGCUGCAUUGCGUCUUUGCCAUUAUGCACGCCACGCUACGAGACUCCCAGGAGACGAUUCGAGACGCCAGCGUGAUGGGUUUCGUGUAUGUGGCAGGCGUGGACGAGAAGAAACGCGUGAUUAAGGUUUUGGCGCCGCUUAAUACGAGGAUUUCGGAUCGGCCGAUGGUGUGGGGGAGUUGGCCGGAGAUGAGUGGGAGUUUGAUUUAG
Glarea lozoyensis ATCC 20868 is the source of this 1407-nucleotide messenger RNA. Its product is annotated as P-loop containing nucleoside triphosphate hydrolase. Gene Ontology annotation, molecular function: ATP hydrolysis activity; polynucleotide 5'-hydroxyl-kinase activity. Gene Ontology annotation, cellular component: nucleus; mRNA cleavage factor complex. Gene Ontology annotation, biological process: tRNA splicing, via endonucleolytic cleavage and ligation. Lineage: Eukaryota; Fungi; Ascomycota; Leotiomycetes; Helotiales; Helotiaceae. Bases 1 to 1407 code for a protein of 468 amino acids. The record is from RefSeq and is a predicted model, not a curated record. The transcript is spliced from 5 exons.